This is a messenger RNA of Rubroshorea leprosula, 965 nucleotides long. Lineage: Eukaryota; Viridiplantae; Streptophyta; Magnoliopsida; Malvales; Dipterocarpaceae. The record is from the annotation of a GenBank genome assembly.
UAUUAAUUACUAUCGAGAUCUAAAAUUGACCUUCUCCCAAAAUUUUGGAGAUUGUCAUCUUCAACAAAAUCAAGUUAGAGUUUACAUCGACUUUCUUCUAAGAUGUCCUCAAUGCAGGUUUCUAAUGUUAGACCAAGGCCGGCGGUUUCAAAGCAACCAAUACAGAAAGAUGAAUUAGCGACGGAAAGUAUCACUCCAGCUUCAACUAGAGGAACCGUGGUUAAUAAUCAGCCAGCAAUGCCUCUGUCCCCGUCGAGACGGUCGUCUUUCUCCCAACGAGCAAUAUCCCAGACUCUAACUGGCACGGCGAACCUCGCUAACCUCCUUCCGACGGGGACCAUCCUGGCCUUCCAGGUCCUCAUGCCAAUCUUCACCAGCAACGGCGCCUGCGACUCCGCCACGCGCCCGAUGACCCUCGUGCUCCUCCUCCUCCUCGCCCUCUCAUGCUUCCUCGCUUCCUUCACCGACAGCGUGAAAGCCUCCGACGGUCAGGUGUAUUACGGGUUCGUGACAUUUAAGGGGAUGUACUUGUUUGACUAUCCCGACCCGACCUGGUUGGGUUUGCCAGACUUGAGCAAGUACAGAAUCAGGUUGAUUGAUGGGGUGCAUGCGCUGCUGUCGGUGUUAGUGUUUGGGGCCGUGGCGUUGAGAGAUAGGAAUGUCGUGAGCUGCUUUUAUCCGUCGCCGGAGAAGGAGACAAAGGAGAUUUUGGAUAUUGUUCCAGUGGGGAUUGGGCUGAUUUGCAGCUUGUUGUUCAUGGUGUUUCCGACUCGACGGCAUGGGAUCGGGUACCCUGUUACUCCUGGCAAAUAAUUGAAAUAAUUGUUUUUCAAUUAUGUGCUUUAUUUUGUCUGUACUCCAUUACUAUUAUAGCUUAAAUUUAUUUACCAGAUUUGAUCUGUUAGGCAAUGUGAGUUUUAAGAUGAGUGUAUUUUAAUUUAGGAUUAUAAAUUUAAAUUUAUUGU